AUGUUUCAAACCAAAUUAUUUGCUUCACCUCUCAGAGUUUAUUCCAAAACAACAUUAUUGAAUAGUUCAAAAAGAAGCUUUACGAAAGCAGCUAAUACAUCAAAACCUUUAAAGUCUGGGUUUUUUGGAUCAACCCCUAAGAUUUUUUUAUGGAGUUUAGGUUUAGGUCUUGGUUUGUGGUACACAACAAAUUCUAGAUCUGCCAUUCACGAAUUCGUAAUUUGUCCUUUAAUAAGAUUAGUUACACCAGAUGCAGAAAACGGCCAUAAACUUGGUAUUUGGUUUCUAAAAUCAGGAUUAAGUCCAAAACUGUUCUUCGAUAAAGACCCGGAAUCUUUAAGGGUUAACGUUUUUGGUACUACAUUAACAAAUCCAAUUGGUUGUGCUGCUGGUUUUGACAAGAAUGGUGAAGCAAUUGACGGUGUUCUCCCCAUUGGCUUUGGCUUCAUGGAAGUUGGUACUGUCACGCCAUUACCACAGCCAGGUAACCCCAAACCAAGAUUUUUCCGACUACCACAGGAUGAUGCAGUAAUUAAUAGAUAUGGAUUCAACUCAAAUGGUCAUGAAAAUAUGUAUCAAAAUUUAUCCAGGCGUGUAAAUAAUUUUUUGAACUCCUAUUUUUGUGAUAAAAAGAAAACUAGUAAAUUGUCAUUAUAUAAAGAUAAACUAUUAGCAAUAAAUUUGGGUAAGAAUAAAAAUGGCGAUGAAGUCCAAGAUUAUUUAAAGGGUAUUGAAAAAUUCCAAUCAUUAGCUGAUGUUUUGGUAAUUAAUGUUUCUUCUCCAAAUACACCUGGGUUAAGAGAUUUGCAACAAGAAGAAAAAUUAACAAAUUUAUUAAGUCAAAUUGUUGCAAAGAGAAAUGAUUUAAUAUCUACUGGUAAUGCAUUAGGUGCCAUUUCCCAUAAUCCUCCUAUUUUAGUGAAAAUUGCUCCUGAUCUAAGUGUAAAUGAAUUGAAAUCUAUAGUUGAAUCUGCUAAAACAUCAAACAUUGAUGGUAUUAUAAUCUCAAACACAACAAUUCAAAGACCAAAAACUUUAACAACUGAAGACGAGAUAUUAAUAAAUGAAAAUGGUGGUCUCUCUGGUAAACCAUUAAAACCAUUAUCACUUGCUGCCCUAAGAACCGUCUCUAAAUAUUCUAAAGAUUCUAAAUUGGUUCUUGUUGGCUGUGGUGGUAUAUCUUCCGGCAAAGAUGCAAUUGAAUUUGCUAAAGCAGGUGCCUCCUUUGUUGAACUAUAUACUUCAUUCGCUUAUCGUGGUCCUGGUUUAAUUGCUAGAAUUAAAGAUGAAAUUAAAGAGGAAUUGGAAAAAGAAGGUAAAACUUGGAUGGAAAUUAUCGGUCAAGAUAAUAAAUGA
Molecule: messenger RNA, 1356 nt
Organism: Henningerozyma blattae CBS 6284
Lineage: Eukaryota; Fungi; Ascomycota; Saccharomycetes; Saccharomycetales; Saccharomycetaceae
Product: dihydroorotate dehydrogenase 2
Exons: 1
Coding region: 1-1356 (451 amino acids)
Biological process (GO): 'de novo' pyrimidine nucleobase biosynthetic process; pyrimidine ribonucleotide biosynthetic process
Cellular component (GO): cytoplasm; mitochondrial inner membrane
Molecular function (GO): dihydroorotate dehydrogenase activity
Source: RefSeq, a predicted model, not a curated record